AUGGUCACCGAUCUAGCUCUGGUCAUCUUGGUGGCUCUGAUUGCUAAGGUUGCGCUUCGAAUAUACCGCAUACACUUGCAUCCCUUGAGUUUCUUCAAGGGAGUUCCAGAAGCGUGCGUUUCGGAAAACUGGCUGUACAAGGUAACAAAAAGUGGGAGAGCAGAACAAACUUUCGAAGCUCUUCACGAAAAGUAUAACACAAAGGCUCUUCGAAUUGGACCUAAUGAGCUGCAUAUCACGGAUAUCGAGCUGUACAAAGUAAUUUAUAAUCAAUCUAAACCCUUCCUCAAGCAUGCCCCAUUCUACGAUGGAUUCAGCACACCGCACACUGUCUUUGCUGAGCUCGAACCUCAUUUACAUAAGGAGCGCCGGCGCAUGCUGAAUCCUUUGUUUUCGAAAGUGGGUGUUUACAAGUUAGAGCCUCUUAUCUGCGAGAAGAUCUAUUUGCUAUCGGCCAAAAUCACUCGACUUUGUGCGACCAAGGAAAUUGACGUUUACAAUGCAGUUCGCCUCUUAACCACGGAAAUUAUCACUGAGUUUGCUUUUGCAAAGUCGGCUAAUCUUAUUGAGGAGAAGAGUGAUGAAUUCGACUCAUGGUUCCUUGACGCUUUCGAUGUCGGCUCCCGGAGUAUCGUCGAUCUACAGUACAAUUCAGUCCUUCGAAAUAUCGUUUCGGUUCUUCCAGCCAAUGUGGUUAAAAUUCUGAAUCCCCAGCUUUGCUCUAUCUUAGAUCUUCAGCAGUUUGCGGGAAGCUGUAUGCGAUACUGGCAGACAUCGUCUAAGGUCUCUUCUUACCCUGUCAUCUUUGACAGCCUGAAGUCAAUCUCAGAUGAUGCCAAAGUUUCCGAGGCCAUGGAUAUCCUUAUCGCCGGUGCUGAUACUACUGCGUCUACUCUUACAACUGGGUUCCUUCAUAUCCUAUCCAAUGAAAAAAUCAAAAGCCGUCUUGUGCAGGCCAUUGAUGAAGCUAUGCCAGAAACAGGACUACUUAUCUCACUCCAGGCUCUGGAGAAAGUAGAAUAUUUGGUGGCAUGUGUUAAGGAGUCUAUCAGAGUGGGCAUGGCCGUACCAGGUCGUCUACCUCGUGUUGUUCCUUAUGGUGAUCCAUUCGUUGUUGAGGGGAAAGUUGUUCCUCCGGGCACUAUUGUUGGUAUGUCAACGUACACCAUGCACAACUCUGAAGAUGCGUGGGGACCCGAUGCCCGCGAGUUCAACCCGGACCGUUGGAUUGGGCCCGAAUCCAAGGGCUUAGAACAGUGGAUGUGCACGUUUUCUAAGGGUGCCAGAAUGUGCCUGGGGCAGAAUGUCGCACCCGCUGAGAUCACUCUCGCAUUCGCUUAUUUGUUUCGUAACUACGAACUAAGCCUUCCGAAAGGGCAUAUUAAGCCAGAUGCCCUUGACCACUUCACCUUGGCGUAUCAGAAGCCCGGGUUACCUGUUGUGUUCAAGCCUCGUCAGUAA
Messenger RNA from Aspergillus saccharolyticus JOP 1030-1, 1461 nucleotides. Its product is annotated as cytochrome P450. Bases 1 to 1461 code for a protein of 486 amino acids. Gene Ontology annotation, molecular function: monooxygenase activity; heme binding; oxidoreductase activity, acting on paired donors, with incorporation or reduction of molecular oxygen. The transcript is spliced from 7 exons. The record is from RefSeq and is a predicted model, not a curated record. Lineage: Eukaryota; Fungi; Ascomycota; Eurotiomycetes; Eurotiales; Aspergillaceae.